AUGGCGAACACAACUCUGGUUAUCAUUCUGGAAAAGAUUGCUAGCAAGGAUAAAGAUUUUCGGUACAUGGCGACGUCGGACCUUCUGCAUGAACUCCAAAAGGACACGUUUAAGGCAGACGCGGAGCUGGAAAAGAAGCUCUGCGCCGUCGUUCUCAACCAGUUAGAGGAUCCAUCGGGCGACAUCUCAAACCUAGCGGUCAGCUGUCUCGGCUACCUUGCUCGAAAAGUAGCUGAGGUCCGUGCUGAAGACAUGGUGCGGCAGCUGUGCGAUAAGGUUGCGGGCGCCGGGCCGGCUUCAGGAGGCAGCAGCGCCGCCAGCAAGGCGCGGGACGCUCAGCGCGAAAUUGCUUCUAUCGGCCUCAAGGCUCUCAUAAAGGAGCUGGCGGGGGGAGCGGCUGCUGGUGUGGGCGCAAACAGCCAGCUCGUCAGCAGCGCGUCCACCAUCAUUGCGGGUCGCAUGCUUGAGGGCCUGAACAUCCAUAAGGACGACAGCGAGGUGGUGGGUCACGUGCUAGAUAUCCUCACAGAGCUCAUUCAGCGCUUCGGGGGCCUGCUGGUUUCGGAGCACUGCCGCAUCCGGGACGCACUGCUGGGCGCUUUGGGCGAGGGGCGACUGGUCAUGCGCAAGAAGGCGCUUCAGGGCCUGGCUGCACUGUCCGUGUUCCUCAAUGAUGACGCGCUGGAGAGCGUAGUGACGUACCUACUGACUGCGCUUCAGGCGCCCAAUGCCAAGGCGGAUUUUGUGCGCACGUACAUCCAGGCGGUGGGGCAGAUCAGCCGUGCCGUGGGCUACCGCUUCGGCCGCUACCUCGCCACCGCUGUGCCGCUGGCCAUUUCCCACUGCAACAAGGCGACAGAGGGUGAUGACGAGCUGCGGGAGCACUGCCUGCAGGCUCUGGAGGGCUUUGUGCUGCGCUGCCCGCACGACACGCGGUCGCAGCUGGAUGCUGUGCAGGCCGCUGCGCUGCGCUACCUGCGCUACGACCCCAACUUUGCCCCGGACGACGAGGAAGGCGGUGAUGAGGACAUGGGCGACGACGACGAGGAGGCAGAUGACGACGGGGAUGGAGACGAUGCUGACGAAUACUCGGACGACGAAGACAUGAGCUGGAAGGUCCGCCGUGCUGCCACCCGCAUCGUGUCUGCGCUGGUGUCCCGCUACCCCGACGCGCUGCCGGCGCUUUACCGCGCGUCCAUGUCGGAUCUGGUGUCCCGGUUUGACAAGGAGCGUGAGGAAGGCGUCAAGGCGGACGUGUUCGCAGCCGUUAGCGAGAUGCUGGCGCAGGUGGGCGCCACCGCAGAUCGCUACGCGCCGGGAGACGCCAACAGCCCCACCGCCCUUCUGACCGGGGACGUGGCCUCCAUCGUCCGGGCAUCUGCCAAGCAGCUGCGCGAUAAGUCACCCAAGACACGUGUGGGCGUGUUCGGGGUGUUGAGGCAGCUGGUGGCGGUGCAGGCGUCGUCCAUGUCGGGUCAGGUGGACGCGCUGGUGCCGGGGCUGCUUGCCGCUCUCAACGACAAGAGCGGCAACACGGGUUUGAAGAUCGAGGCGCUGAGCUUCUUGCGUCAGACCAUCGCCGCAACCCCGCCGUCCGUGUUCCAGCCGCACACCAAGCAGCUGGCGCCUGCUGUGUUUGGCUGUGUUAACGAGCGGUACUACAAGGUGGCUGCGGAGGCGCUCCGAGUGUGUGAGGCGCUGGUGGGAGUCCUGCGGCCCGACCCCGCCGGCCCGGUGCCACCAGAGCAGGCAUCCCUAGUGGCGCCGCUCUACUCGGCAAUCAUGACUCGCCUCAGCGCUACCGACCAGGACCAAGAGGUAAAAGAGUGCGCGAUCAGCGCGAUGGCUGCUACCGCGGCACGCUUGGGCGACUGCCUUCAAAAGGAGCUACCUUCGGUUUUGCGGGUGCUGCUAGACCGUCUGCGCAACGAGAUCACGCGCCUCACCGCCGUCAAGGCGCUCACCACGCUGGCGUCGUCGCCACUGGUUAGCGGCGAGUUGCUGGCAGGCACGGUCGAGGGGGGCAGUGGCGUGGCGAGCGAGCUGACGUCCUUCCUGCGCAAGGCAAACCGGCUCCUGCGCCAGGCGUCGCUAGUGGCGCUGGAGGCUCUGGCAACUCGCUACCCGGCCGCUUUUGAGGGUCCUGUCCUCACCGCAGCCGUAGAGGAGGCUGCCGCACUGGUGUCGGAUGCUGACGUGGCGCUAGCGUCGCUGGCACUUCGCUUCCUGGUGUCGCUGACGGCCAUGCCGGGACCCGCGGGCGCCGCAGCAGCUGCAGUGGUGGUGGACAAGGUGCGCGGUCCGGCACUGGCACUGGUGCGCAGCCCGCUGCUACAAGGGGCCGCGCUGGAGGUGCUGCAGAGCUUCUUCGCGGCGCUAGCCACUGCCGCGGGGCCGCAAGGCGGGGCAGAUGCGCUGCUGGCGGCGCUGCUCGACGCGGGACGCAGCGCGGAGGCGUCGUCCAAGCAGGCCCAGCAUAGUGUGGCGCGAUGCGUGGCAGCUCUUGCCACCACGAGCCCCGCCAAGGUUCCCGCUGUCGUGGAGAUGUUGCUCAAAAGCGUGGGGGCCAAGGAUUCUGGAUCUCAGCGCUUGGCGCUGCUGUGCCUCGGCGAGAUCGGCGGCCGUGCUGACCUAUCAGGCCUGCCUGCCGUGGCAGCCGCUGCCACGGGGGUGCUGUCCGCGCCCGGCUCUUCUGAAGAGGUCCGCGCCGCCGCCUCACACGCCCUGGGAGGCAUUACCCGAGGCAACCUACACCACUUCAUGCCGGACCUUGUGGCCCAAAUCGCGGCAGCGGCCGGGCUACCCAAGCAACAGUACCUGCUGCUGCAGGUCCGUGAAGACAGUUUAAUAAGGCACGGGGCUGGCUACGGGCUAGGCUUGUUUCGUGCGAGCGUCCUAUCGCUGCUCUUCAACGCUGCGGAGAGUGAGGAGGAAUGCCGCAACGUUGUGGCCGAGUGCGCGGGCCGCCUGGCACUGCUGCACCCGGCCAAGGUGCUGCCGGCGCUGCUGGAGCGGACCACCGCCGCCUCGGGAAAUAUACGCGCUGUGGUGGUUUCGGCGGUGAAGCACGCGGUGGUGGACCGGCCUCACCCCGUGGACGCCGAGCUGGGACCUGUGCUGCUUCGCUUCCUGCUGCUUAUGGGCGACGAGGACCGCCAUGUGCGCCGCUCGGCGGUGGUGGCGCUGUCGGGCUGCGCACACGCCAAGCCGGGCCUGGUAGUGGGCGACCUGGCGCAGCUGCUGCCACUGCUGUACGCGCAGACGGCGGUGCGCGAGGACAUGAUCCGCACUGUGGACUUGGGACCUUUUAAGCACAAGAUCGAUGACGGUCUGGAGUUGCGCAAGGCGGCGUUCGAAUGCUUGGACAUUCUCAAUGACUGCUGCCGCGAUCGUCUGGAACCGGUGCCCUUCCUGGCGGCGCUGGAGAGCGGGCUCGGGGAUCACGCGGACGUCAAAAUGCCCUGCCACACCACGCUGUCUAAACUGGUGGCUACCGAUCCGGGUGCCGUACUGGCGGCGGCGGACCGGCUGGUGGUGCCUCUGGAGAAGACUCUCACCACGCGUCUCAAGAGUGAUGCCGUCAAGCAGGAGAUCGACCGGCAUGAGGACAUGCUGCGCAGCUGCCUUCGCUGCGUGGACGCUCUGGAGCACGUGCCCGGCAGCGACAACAACGUGGCCUUCCAGAAUUUCUUGCGCAAGGUCGUGCUGGCGACGCCCGCUCUCAAGGAGAAGUAUGUGGCCAUUCAACGUGAGCGUGCUGAGGCGGAGGGCGGCGACGCAAUGGAUACAGCGUAGUGGCUUUUGGCACGGCACCCGAGGGGCCAAGAUUGGGUCCGAGAGCCGUUGGGGCGGCGCCAUUGGAUUUCAUUUGGCAUGUGCGCCGCCACGCUCUGCAGGAUGGUUGCUGCAUUUUCGAAUCGGAGGCUUUUCUGCAACAGGGGAAGCUGAUUGCGGUGUCUGCAUAUCUUCGGAAUCGAAGUUGUUGCGGGGCUGCAUCUGUGAAAAAACUGGCCGGUAGUUGUCAACGUUUGUACCGGAGACUGAUGACGGUUGAUGCGCAAGCCUCCGACAGCCUCUACUGUUCGCGCCAAGAAGUGCAAGAAAGUGUCUUC
Messenger RNA from Volvox carteri f. nagariensis, 4112 nucleotides. RefSeq lists its product as uncharacterized. Gene Ontology annotation, cellular component: nucleus. Gene Ontology annotation, biological process: protein ubiquitination; SCF complex assembly. The coding region runs from base 1 to 3795 and encodes 1264 amino acids. The transcript has 22 exons. The record is from RefSeq and is a predicted model, not a curated record. NCBI's taxonomy places the organism in Eukaryota, Viridiplantae, Chlorophyta, Chlorophyceae, Chlamydomonadales, Volvocaceae.